Saccostrea echinata is the source of this 3154-nucleotide messenger RNA. RefSeq names its product von Willebrand factor D and EGF domain-containing protein-like. The transcript is spliced from 20 exons. Lineage: Eukaryota; Metazoa; Mollusca; Bivalvia; Ostreida; Ostreidae. The record is from RefSeq and is a predicted model, not a curated record. The coding region runs from base 1 to 3072 and encodes 1023 amino acids.
AUGGGAAUAAUUUUGUUGGCAUUAAGCAUAACACUAGUUUUUGCACAAGAUCCUUGCCUACACCACGGAACUCUCCUUGAGCCACACAGGAGCAGCCAGUUCCAACCGGAGCCAACGGAUCAUCUUCAAUGUGAUAACGGAUUACAGGCCGGAUGGUAUACGUUUGAUAACAAUGAUGAGAUGCCCACUUCUUGUGUGACUCAGUACCACUGCGGGACCCAUUUCCCUCUGUGGAUGCAGGGUUCCCAUCCCUCCCAGGCUGACGGUAUUGUCCACAGGAAGGCCUGCUCCAAUAUCUAUGGUAGUUCUAGUCAAAGCUGUUGUGAUUUCUCUCUAGACAUCCAGGUGAAGAAUUGUGGCAGUUUUUACGUCUACUACCUCCAGACUGUUCCAGCAUGCGCCAUGGCUUAUUGUGCAGGCAACAAGAAAGUUUGCAACGUUGGAGGUCUACCAUCCGUAGGCGGCAGCUGUCCCGAUCUUUAUCCCAAAAUGACCAGUUUGCCAGUCCUGAAAAAUCCUGAGGUAACUCCUACAAAGGAAGUUCGUUUUCCCUGUAGGAUCAACUACCCAGUAGGUCAACCUGAUGUUGGAUUCAAAGUGACUUGGACGGUAGAUGGUAAAGCGCUCAAAAAGAACGCAACACAUCCAUUGGAGAUGAUUUUGACUGGGGAUUCUAGAACUGCUUACCUUGACGCGAUGAAACUCCAGGGACAUCUUGGAAAAGAGCUGAAGUGUGUGGUAUCCUCUUUCCACCCGUCACGUGGUCCGAGUAUCAGUAGUGACUCGCUCAGUAGUAACGGUUACUGGUGUGGAAUUAGGAUGAAUCCGGACAGAAUCAAUGUGGAUGAAGGGGGCCCGGAGAAGACAGUGAAGGUAGAGUCCACCAUACCAAUACCCUGUAAGAGCUUGUUUCCUGAUGACUGUAAACUGACUGUAAAUCUAAAGGGGUUGCGUAAUCCAGCAGACGCUUCACUCUCGGGAUGUCAUCUUGACCUUAAGCUUGACAAUGUCACAGGGCUGUAUUCCACUUUUUUCAAAGUCAAAGCCACCAGAGAUUUCAUCAAAGACCACAACCAUAUCCACGAAGUGGGAUUUAAACCCAUUUUGGACUUCACGCACCCUAUGUGGAAAAAUUACACAGCUACCCCUAUUACAAUUGGUACAACGGAUAAAGACCACGGACAUUGUCUUCCUUGGGGAGAUCCCCAUUUUUCUGGAUUUGAUUAUAAAAAGAAUUAUAAUGUUUAUGAAGUGGGAGAUUUCGUUCUGUACAAAUUUCAGAACCAAAAAAGACCAUUUGAGGUUCAGUUGCGAACUUGGCCAUGUGGAAGCUACCAUCCUUGUAUCUGUGCAAUCACUGCGCGCGAGGGAAACGACAUUGUGGAGGUGGAUAUGUGUGAGAAGAGAGCUGGCGUUGUUGAAGCCCCGUCAGUGUCUUAUCCCUCCGGACACCCUCUGGAGGGAACCACUGUUAGCAGGGAUAAAACUGGAAAAAAGUUCUAUAUUAAUUUCCCGUCGGGAGCGAGACUUGAGGUGAAGACCUAUAUUUCGGGUGGGCGUACCCAUAAGGAGCGCCUCCCUGUUAUGAAUGUAGAUAUUCAGGCACCCCCAGAUGACUUUGGAGGGAGUGAAGGGCUUUGUGGAAACUGGAAUGGUUUACCUGGAGACGCUUUCAGAGGAGGGGAUGGACGAACAUAUACCCUCAACAAAAUUGCAGAUUUUGCAAGGAGCUGGGCUCUUCCGACUGGCAGUAGCAUGUUUUACCAGAUUCCUAAAUACGAACAGCAUUUAGCACCUAAAUUUGAAUAUUGUUCCUGUAAACAAGGCGCAGUGGACUGCACCAAAGUUGGCAAUGGCGCCAUUAAUCCCAGCAAGGCUAAAGAUGGGUCAGUCAUAAGUGGCAAGAAUAAACAUCCUCGUCGGUCAGUACGCUCCUACACCGACCAUUACCCUGAUAGAGACAUCGUCAUGGAUCCCAGGAUGGUCGCAAGAAGGCUGAAGAGAAACGCGGAUGCUUCGUUUCCAACACCGAGUGGGAUCACAGAGAGUCAGGCCCAGGAUUCCUGUAAACACUCUAUUAUGACGUCAUCUCUGUAUAACCAAUGUCAUCACACAGGUAUCCUAAAUGACAUCAUGGGCGGAUGUGUUGAGGAUAUAAAGUAUUCUGAUUCAGCAGAAGUAUUUAGGCUGGCUUCUAUGAACGCCUUUGACAGUGCCUGUCACAAUGAGCUUGCCAAAGAUCCCAGCAACAUUCAAUACAUCAACGGUGACCCGGUGUUAAAAUCAUCAGUAUUUGGUUGUCCAAAUCAGUGUUCAUUAAAUGGAGACUGCAUCAGUGGCAGGUGUCAUUGUAACCAUGGAUACAUAUCAGAUGACUGUUCUAUUCAAGUGGGAAUUCCCCCACAAAUCCAUCGCAUCAGAGGAGAUGGGAAUUGUGACAUCAGAAGCAGACCCUGUAGACAAGCUAACGUCAUUGUUGACAACAUCAUGGAUUCAGCAAACCUUUCAUGCAGGGUUACUCCUGUCGAUCUAUCUAAGGGUAGACCAGUAGACUCCGGUCCAGCGGUGACUUACAGAGGAGAAUUCCUCAGCUUUUUAGAGGUUCAGUGUCCGAUUCCUGAAAGCAACGUCAUGAAAGGUCUCAGUGUUAAGGGAUUUAAGAUUUCUGUGACGUCAGAUGGUCAUCAUUACAGCCAUGACGCUCUGUUUAUUGUGGCUGAUGGUUACUGUAUGAAAUGUACAUCAGCAGGUGCCUGUACACACAAUCCAAACAGCUGUUUUAUUGAUGGUAUGUGCCAACGUAGUGGAGACCAAAACAGCAAAGGGGAAGUCUGCGAUCCCUCUAUCUCUACUAACGACUGGACACCGAGCAAAACCGUACAAGAAGUAGACCACUUCACAGCUGCCUUCACCGGAUGUCGUUGUCCCUAUAACAUAAAUCUGUUCGACUGCGCAUGCUGCCAAAAUGGUGGAUGUCAAUGUGGUGAGGUCCAGUCAAAUCAGUGUACAGACUGUAACAACAUGGAGCUGUGUGGAACAAAUCCUGGACUCUUCCCGCCACCAACUCUUUAGUCACGUAAUUCUCGGUUGUGCAUGCAUCAGUACUUUGUAAAAUACAAACUGAAUGCAGUUUUUAUUGGCGUAUUUAUGCAAA